This is a messenger RNA of Paracoccidioides lutzii Pb01, 573 nucleotides long. Its product is annotated as peptidyl-prolyl cis-trans isomerase ssp1. Gene Ontology annotation, molecular function: peptidyl-prolyl cis-trans isomerase activity; protein binding. Gene Ontology annotation, cellular component: nucleus; cytosol. The transcript is spliced from 4 exons. The record is from RefSeq and is a predicted model, not a curated record. Bases 1 to 573 code for a protein of 190 amino acids.
AUGAUCAACCAAUCCGAAACCGGCCUCCCCUCCGGCUGGGAAGUUCGACACUCCAACUCCAAAAACCUCCCAUACUACUUCAACCCCAUCACCAAGGAAUCGAGAUGGGAACCCCCCUCCAACACUGACACCGAAAAACUCAAAGAAUACAUGGCUCAGCACCACAGCGGGCUUGCAGAGCGUAAUAAUGCCGCCACCGGAGUCACCAGCGCGGGUGUGGGCUCGAGCUCAGCCGAUGGCAAGAUUCGCGCCAGCCAUCUCCUAAUCAAGCAUCAAGGUAGUCGCCGGCCGAGCAGCUGGCGGGAGGCGGAGAUUACGCGGUCCAAGGAGGAGGCGCUGGAGAUUCUGAGAAGGCAUGAAGAGAGUAUUCGAUCGGGGGAGAAGACGUUGGGGGAUAUUGCGAUGUCGGAAUCGGAUUGUAGUAGUGCGAGGAAGAGGGGUGAUUUGGGAUUUUUCGGUCGAGGUGAGAUGCAGGCUGAAUUCGAAGAGGCUGCGUUUGCUCUUGAGCCGGGACAGGUUAGUGGGAUUGUGGAGACGGCUUCAGGGGUUCAUCUCAUUGAACGAUUGCAGUGA